Molecule: messenger RNA, 831 nt
Organism: Carya illinoinensis
Lineage: Eukaryota; Viridiplantae; Streptophyta; Magnoliopsida; Fagales; Juglandaceae
Exons: 1
Coding region: 1-831 (276 amino acids)
Molecular function (GO): nucleic acid binding; RNA-DNA hybrid ribonuclease activity
Source: RefSeq, a predicted model, not a curated record
AUGAAUUUGGCCAAAAAGAAGAUUGCAAUAGAUAGUAAUUGUUCAAUUUGUGGGAGGGAAGAGGAAUCAACACUACAUAUAGUUUGGAAUUGCCCUACUGCAUCAGAUGUGUGGUCCGAAAGAGGUAGUCCAGUAGAGAAAUGGGGAUAUAAUGAAGCAAACUUUAUGGACUUAUGGCAAAGAUUAAAUAUGAAGUUAGGUCCAGAGGAAUUCAUUGUUGUUGCAUACGGUAUGAGACAGCUUUGGAUGAGAAGGAACUCUCUUCUAUUUGAAAGUAGCCUUGAUCAGCCACGAAGUGUUAUGCAGAAAGCUAGACAAAGCCAACAUGAGUUUAGUGCUACACUGGAACAACAAAGAACAAGAAGGCAUCAACAAGCAGUGAACAGAUCAGUAAGUCAUUGGCAAAAACCAGUCGGCCUCACUUGUAAAGCAAAUUGGGAUGUGGUACUCAAUAAGGAGAAUAAGAAGAUUGGAAUUGGGAUAAUAGUCAGAAAUGGAGAGGGGGAUAGCAUGGCAGUAAUGUGUUCAACUACAAACUAUUUGACACAACUAGUAAUUGCAGAGGCUUUGGCACUCAAGAAGGCUUGGGAGUUUUGUGUAGACCUGGGAAUGGCACAAGUUAUUUUUGAAGGGGAUUGUCAAGUUGUAGUCAGGGAUGUUAACAGUAAAGAUGACAGCCUUACCAGCUAUGGAAGUGUGAUAACAGAUUUUCGCAUUAUGUUAGCUGAGAGACCACAGUGGAGUACCAGCUUUACAUAUAGAGAAUCCAACAAUAUAGCACGUGUUAGCAAAAUUAGCUCUUUCAUUACCUUAGGAAACUGUUUGGAUUGA